CAUAUGGCGGUUCCUGUCGAAACGGUGGAAAAUGUAUCGCUGUCACAAAAAGCGAUCCAGGAAUUCCCGGACCAAUCCAUCAGUGCAGCUGCCCUCCUGCGUGGAAGGGUGAUGUAUGUGAGGCAAGCGCUUGAUCUUGUCCGUUUUCUUCACAUUGUCCAAAAGCAUGUACCGAAUGACCCGUGCAAUGUGCAGACCAUUAAAGAGAUCUGUGCCUCCUUUCCCUGCGUGCGGAGUCCGUCCAGCUUGAUCCACGGAUUCGAGUGUAUUUGCCCCAUCGGGUAUCGUGCGAAGAGUCAGGCAGAGCCGCAAUGUGUGAAUGUGGACGAGUGUAGCACCGAUUUCAAGAUCAAGUCAAACUUCGGCGAAGACGUCUGUAUGAACGGGGGUAUUUGCAUAGAUCUGAUUCCAAAUCCCGAUCAAGCUAUGAUCUUGGGAAAGGCCAGCAAAAAUCGUCAUAACAGCGAGAAUCUGUAUGGAUUUAAGUAA
Protopolystoma xenopodis is the source of this 489-nucleotide messenger RNA. The record is from the annotation of a GenBank genome assembly. Lineage: Eukaryota; Metazoa; Platyhelminthes; Monogenea; Polystomatidea; Polystomatidae.